Onychostoma macrolepis is the source of this 2887-nucleotide messenger RNA. RefSeq names its product cytokine receptor family member B12 (gene crfb12). Gene Ontology annotation, molecular function: protein binding. Bases 258 to 1619 code for a protein of 453 amino acids. Lineage: Eukaryota; Metazoa; Chordata; Actinopteri; Cypriniformes; Cyprinidae. The transcript is spliced from 8 exons. The record is from RefSeq and is a predicted model, not a curated record.
GCAGACCUGCAGAGAGUUGUUCUCUCAUUCUGUAGAAUGAGACUGAAGAAUGUGUAGACAAAUAAAUGUUUGUAUUUUCUUAGUCUCUUUAAGAUUGCUUGGAAACAUUGCUUGGAUGUACGAUGGAUCUGCCAUCUUCAGGACAUUUAUAGGACAUUCAGGACAUUUAUUUAUAGAAACAGAGAUGUCUCCAGUGUGGGGCAAUUAAGGAUAAAUUUCCAGCCUUUUUUAAAGGUUUGACAUGAUUUAAUGACACGAUGACCUGCUUCCUAGCCUGCAUGUUCACGUUGCUUCAAAUAUGUCUAACACCAUCUGAAGCAAUUCUUUCUCCUCCAAAGAAUCUGACUGUGGAAUUAUUGGAUUUUAAGGCUACAGCUGAAUGGCUUCCUGGACAAGGAAAUCCUCCUGACACCAGAUACUCUUUUGAGUUUAUAAGUGCACGAAAUAUGUCCGGAGGAAAGUGGAAUCGCAUUCCACACUGCACUAACACGACCAUACUGAAAUGCGAACUGACUUUUGAUGGGCAAGUUAAUGAGCUUCACUGGAAUUAUUUUGUGAGGGUCAAGACAACAUUUAAAGGGACGAGCUCCAACUGGACAACUACAUCAAAGUCUUUCCAGCCAUAUGGAGACACACGCCUGAGUCCCCCAAAUGUAAAAAUCUCGGCUGAACAAAAGUCCAUUAAAAUUGAUUUUAGUCAUUGGCUGGAAUUAAACCAAGAGCUCAAACCACUGGAAUACCUGCUGUACUUUUUUGAGAGCAGUCCUGCCGGGGAAUCAAAGUUUGUAGCACUGAUAUCAGCCUAUGAAUCUCCCUACACUUUCCAUGAUGUGCCAUCUGGCAAGAACUAUUGUGUUAGUGUUUCUGCCAGUCAUCAACAAGCCUCGAAGAACAGUAACUUCAACACCACCAAAUGUGUAUUUCUAUCAGAUUCUACUAGAAGCUUUGUGCUAGUGGUGUGCAUUGUGGCCAUGCUGCUGAUUAUUUUUUCAACUGGGAUUUUUUUUUAUUUUGGUUUUUUUUACCACAUGUGGCUUCAUAUCAGGAAUCUCUGCAUUCCAAACCCUUUGAUUGUUAGACCAGAAUAUAAAAGGGUCCUAAAACCAACCCAUGAAGAACCCCAGCCUAUUACAGUGACAAAAAAAGACAUACAGAGACGUUUUUCUUCAUCGGAGGAAGACUCCAAGGAUAGCUCUAGGAUCUAUCAACCGAGAGAAAACCUUACAUCAUCCAUCGCCAGUGUCAACCCACCAGAGCAAGAUGAGGAGGCUGAGGCAUCAAAUCAGUUUGAUAAGUACACACUAGCUAAUUAUUUAGAAGAUAGUGAAAAAAAUGACAUAUCUGAAAUGGAUGAAGACAGUAUGCAUCCAGGUAGUGAAUCUGAAUCGGGAUUCAGUGCCACUUUAAACAGUUCAAGAUCAUCCAAAAUACUACAAACGGUUACUGUGAACACGUUUGUAUACUCAGAGAUGGAUAGAAAUUAUGCAGAAGAAACUCUUUCCUGUUCUUCUGGAAGUGACUGUGAAAGAGAAGUGCCUGCUGAGUUGGAGGAGGAAAGCUGCAUGCCUGAUUCUAACUCAGAGAGUGUCUAUGAACCAAGACCUGACAAAGUAUUAUGAACUUCCAAAUGUCUACUAUCUAAACCAGGGAUCCUCAAAUCUGGCCCACGAGAUCCACUUUCCUGCAGAGUUUAGCUCUAACCCUAAUCAAACACACCUAGCAUGCUAAUCAGUGUCUUCAAGAUCAUUAGAAAAUCACAGGUAGGUGAGUUUGAUCAGGGUUGGAGCUAAACUCUGCAGUAGAUUGGCCCUCCAGGGUAAGAUUUGAGAAACCCUGAUCUAAACUAUGAAGGCCCUUAAAGAGGAUCUACAUAUCCUGAACCUACUUCCAAAGGUGGAGUCUGCAACCAAAUUCAAGCAGAAAAGUAUCUACCGUUCAGGAAUAAGUUGGAGCUACACAUUCGGCAACUCGUCACAUGACCAGUCGAUAAAUGGCCGUUCAGACACUUUGAUAACGGACUCCAGGUGCUACAAGAAGCAAGUUAUGAUUCAGUGCAAUACCUGACUGACCUGAAAUAUUGGACAAUUGAAAUUCUAAGUGUAUUCUUGUGUGUUGUAUGUAAUGCAAAAUACAUACCAUAAUUAUGGAAUAAUACCAUAAUUUACACAAAUUGGGAUCUAAGACCACUGUAGUGAAUAUCUCUGUAUAUAAAAUCUGAUGAAAGAUGAAAAUUACUUGGAAACAACUGCUAAAUUGUAAAUGGUGGUCACUCCAAAAAUUUGAUUUAUGUAAUAGAAGUUAAUGGUUAAAUUUAAAAAACAAAAAAAACAAAAACACUACCAUUGGCAUUAUUUGGAAACAUACUCUCUUUAUAGCAUCCUCUCACAAGUGCUUAAAAAGUAUAUUUUGCAGUUCCCACAAUUAUUUUAAUGUAAUUCUCUCUCUCUUUUUUUUUUUUUUUUUUUGUCUUUGUGUGAUUUUAAACUGUCUCGAGGAUAGUUUGUAAGAUAGUUCAUAAUUUGUCUCCUGUUUGUAAGAUUCUUUGUCCAUACAAAAAUCUCACUGAAUUAUUACAGUAUUUGUAAAAAGAAUGUUUGGAAAUAGAAUGUUUGGCACACUAACACAAAAUAUCUUCAUGUAUCUUUCAUGAAUUUUUACUGUGCUGGUUUUAUUUUCAUGUCGUAUCCUACCAUAUGUAUGUCAGUGUGUUUAUGUACAAACACUUGUUUUCUGUAAAGCACUGUCUAAACAUAUAUAUAACCAAAGAUUUUAUCAUCAUCAUGGGUCAUUAUAUAUAUUGGGGGACUGUCUUGUAUUUAAAAAAUUUGAAGGCCUGAGAGUGUGAAAGUUUUAUGUUUACAUGAAAUGUUACAGACUGUAAUGCUGC